Pteropus alecto (black flying fox) is the source of this 5919-nucleotide messenger RNA. RefSeq names its product polycystin 1 like 3, transient receptor potential channel interacting (gene PKD1L3). Gene Ontology annotation, biological process: detection of mechanical stimulus. The record is from RefSeq and is a predicted model, not a curated record. The transcript is spliced from 33 exons. Lineage: Eukaryota; Metazoa; Chordata; Mammalia; Chiroptera; Pteropodidae. Gene Ontology annotation, cellular component: membrane. Gene Ontology annotation, molecular function: calcium channel activity; calcium ion binding; protein binding. The coding region runs from base 262 to 5820 and encodes 1852 amino acids.
AAGGCAUAUCUGGUUGUAUAGACACAGAUGGUGGUUCCCUAGCUCUAAAGGCCCAUUGCUUUAUUGAUCUUUGUUUUCAGCUGGUAGGAACUCCACCUGGAUCCUUAAAACAAAACAAAGCAAAACCUUUUGUCUCUUUGACAAACUAUUCCCAAUUUGUUAAAGAAUAAUACUAAUAAGACAAAUCCACCAAGAAUAUAUUUAAAGGACCAGGCAGCUGCUGAGCCUCCACAAUCUUCAUACUUGCAGUUCAGAGAGAAAAUGUUCUUCAGAAGAAGAACCUGGUUUUGGUUAUACAUCAGAACAAGUAUCUUUCUAGGACGUGAGCUAAAUAGCCCAAAGCAACAUGGUAAAAUUAAUUGUUAUCAGCUUAACAGGUUUUACUGCAGCUUUGGGGAAGCAGAAAAUUACUGUCGUGCCCAGGGAGGACACCUUGCUUACGCUUGGAACCAGGAGGUUCAAGAUCUCAUCUGGAACUUUUUGGAAGAAGGCAAGAAGUGGUGGAUUGGGCAAAAUUUAAUGCUGCUGAGAAAAUAUCAAGAAAAAAACAACCCAACUGUCACAGCCCAAUGGGCCCCAAAACCCACCGACUGCACUUACAUGUCCAGAAAAUCCAAUUGGAUCUCAUCAAAAGUAGACUCGUGCUCACUGGAGCAUUAUUUCAUUUGCCAGGCUGAUGCCUUUUCAGACCAAGAUGCCGAUUAUGAAAGAAAUGGAAAUAAUUCUCAUUUACACUGGAGACCCAAGAAGGCAGAAAGAGAAGUUGCAAUACUGAGAAACAGAAUGACCUCAGGAACCACUCAUCUUUCAACCACAUGUCGCCAACCAGCUCAUGCUAACCUUUCCAAGACCCUGUGCCAUUCUGUCAGCCCGUUUUCUUCAGUAUUACCCAAAGUCACACAGCAGGGAAUAUCAGUCACAUCUGUACCUACCAGCCAGCCUCUCCCUGUGAUAGCCGAGCUGACCAGGCCUGCCUCUGUUACUCAUGCUGAAAAAGCUCUCACGGAAAUAACUUCAAGCCCCAAAGAGGACCCGCAUCCAAAUGUCUUCACCACUCAUCUACUAGCAUCAUUUCAGAAUGCAUCUGCCCAGGUGGUAGAUGAGAUAUCAGGGAACUUUAGCAAAGCAAUUCAUGGUUCACAAAUGCAUAACAAACUACAGAAAGCUUGUGAGGUCCUCCGGAAACUGACAGCCUUUAUCCUAGGAUUUUCUGAGUCAGUUCAGGUCGAUAUUGGCAACUCUCUUACUUUCCUGAGUGAGCAGUUCCCAUUCCAGAACAGCAGCACUGCAGGCUUUCGAAUUCUUGGAACUGUCUGCCUCUUCCACAUCCUCGACACUGUAGUGGAAGCCACUGAGGCAAGUCGGCCAAGGUCCAAACGUGACAUUGAACAGGUAGAAAAUAUUCUGAAAAUGCCCUUGCUGAGCCUUGGGGAAGCGUUCGUACAGCAGAAUCAGUUUUCUGAGUCCUUGGUGACUUUGACCUCUUCUGUUGCCACCCUGAUGCUGAGCAGCCGGAACAUAUCAACGUUGCCUCUGAGCUCGUACACUCUUGGUUACCCAGCACCUGUGAGGUUAGGCUUCCCGUCAGCUGCGGCUUUGGAGCAGCUCUUGAAUAAACACCCAGGAGUUACCGUUCAAGUCACAGGACUAGCUUUCAAUCCCUUCCGGGAUUUUGAUGACAAGCACAUCGUUGGAAGCAUCGGAAGUGUAUUACUAAGCUCUAGUCACGGAUCGCUACAAGUCCAAGAUUUAGUGGAAGAUAUUGAGAUCACGCUCUGGAGAAAUGCUAGCAUGGAAACCCAUCCCACCAGCCUCAAUGUGAGCACGGACCGUUUUACUGUCACAGUGAACAUCACAUCCCUGGAGAAAUCCCUGAUAGUGUGCAUAGAACCUGAAAGUCCCCUUUCCAUGACACUCUACUUGGGGUUCCAGUACCAGCCUAACCACACUUACUUCCACCUGAACAUCACGCUUCCAAAGAAUCAGGUCUGGCAGAAAGAUGAGGAAUACACGUGGGUGCUGACUCCAGAGAGUCUGCAGCAUGGGACUGGCAUCUACUACAUAGCAGCUGUGCUGAAUAAAAGCAAGGCGAGUGCUCAGCAGGCACCCACCCUGUUCUCCGUCAUAACCGCAGUCACUCAGUGCUAUUUUUGGGACAGUCACAAUAGCACAUGGAAGAGCAACGGAUGCCGGGUCGGGCCACAGAGCACAGUUUUGAGGACUCAGUGUCUCUGUAACCACCUGACCUACUUCGGCAGUGAAUUCUUCAUUGUGCCCCGGACAGUGAAUGUUGAAGACACAGUCAAGCUGUUCCUUCGCAUAACCAACAACCCUGUUGGGGUGUCAUUGCUAGCCAGCCUUUUGGGAUUCUAUAUACUAAUUCUUGUGUGGGCAUGGAGAAAAGAUCAAGCAGAUAUGCAGAAGGUGAAGGUCACUGUCCUGGCGGAUAAUGACCCGAGCUCUCAAUUUCACUACCUUAUUCAGGUCUCCACCGGAUAUCGAAGAAAGGCUUCUACAACAGCUAAGGUGGUGAUCACCCUCUAUGGAUCAGAGGGACAGAGUGAACCCCAUCACCUCUGUGACUCCCAGAAGGUGGUGUUCGAACACGGGGGACUGGAUGUCUUCCUCCUCAGCACUCAGUCCUCACUAGGGGAACUGCACAGCCUUCGGCUCUGGCAUGACAAUUCGGGCGUCAGCCCUUCUUGGUACGUAAAUGAGGUAAUUGUCAGUGACAUGGCAGGUAAAAGGAAAUGGCAUUUCCUGUGCGACUGUUGGCUGGCCGUGGACCUUGGAGACUGCGAGCGUGACCGGGUCUUCAUACCAGUCUCAAAGCAAGAACUCUUUUCCUUUAGGCACCUGUUCUCCUCCAUGAUUGUAGAAAAGUUCACCCAGGAUAAUCUGUGGCUCUCAAUUGCAACUCGACAGCCCUGGAACCAGUUUACCAGAGUGCAGCGGCUCACUUGCUGCAUGACCCUUCUGCUCUGCAACAUGGUCAUCAAUGUGAUGUUCUGGAAGAUGAGCAGCACUCCUGCCAAGAGAGAUGAGCAGGUGGGUCCGUUUGCUGUGACCUGGUCCGAGCUGCUUGUCAGCAUCCAAACUGCUGCCAUCCUUUUCCCUAUCAACCUUGUCAUUGGGCGGCUCUUCCCGUUGAUUCAGCCGCAGGAACCACUGCCCCUCUUUCCUACCGUCCUGGCCUCCUGCCCCUCAGAUGCUGCUUUUGAGCCUCUCUCUCUCACAAAGGUAGUUGAGGAAUUGAAGGGAACUGUGGGAUUUCUGCUCAGGAGAAACACGUACCUACUCUCAGAGUGUGAACAAUCUUCAUGGGAUUCUUAUAACAUUAACCAGCUUGUGAAACUUCUAUCCAGCCUCGUCUGUUCUCAUGUAGAGCAUCAGGGCUAUCGUCAGCAGGCAGGGUCCUGUUGGGCAAACGCGGUCCCUGAAAACCACCGGCAUGUCAGCUGUUACCUGCUCAGAGUUCUGCAGAGGCUGCAAUCUCACUUAAGCACCCUGGGGCCCACCCAGGUUGGCCUGCCUUGUGACUUCCUAGAUGCAGCCAGCCAACUGCAAAAACUCCAGGAACUCUUGAAAACAUGUAUUCUUCCCACAGAGCAAGGGCCAUCCAGAGAGGCAACCAGUUUCCCCAUCCUGAGCCCAGAAGAAGGGAAGAAGUCCACCUCUAAUGGCCUGCCCACGUGGUUGACUUACAUCUGCUGGCUCCUUCUGGGUGUCACCAGCCUGGCUGCAGCCUUUUUCACAGUACUUUAUAGCCUGCAACUGAACAAAGACCAAGCCACCAGCUGGGUUAUUUCAAUGAUCUUAUCAGUGCUUCAAAAUGUCUUCAUCAUCCAGCCAGUAAAGGUGAUCUUCCUCACAUUGUUUUUCUCACUGAUUCUGAACCAGAUGCCGUGGCUUGCCAGAGAGAAGGAACAACAAAUGAAGAGGAUCUUGGCACUCUCAGCAAAGUGUUCUUCAUCAUCACCUGGUUCAAGAGAUAAGAAGAACCCCAUCUAUGUAGCCCCAGCUAUGAACAGUCCAGUUAAAUGCCCACAAAGAACCUUGAAAGAGAAGAAACUCUUCAAGCUGACGGGAGAUGUUUUGGUACAGAUCUUCUUCCUCAUCCUGUUGAUGACUGCAGUCAACUCUGCACAGAACCCCAGUAGAUUUUACUUCCAUCAAGCUCUCCAGAAGAGCUUUUCUCACCGUUUCUCAGAGAUCAAGCUUCUUAAGCAUUUCUACCCCUGGGCCAGUCACAUCCUCCUUCCUAAACUGUAUGGGGAUGACAGAGGAUUUAUUACUGAUGGGAACUCCUUUCUUUUGGGCAAUGUUCUGCUUCGUCAGAUUCGCAUUCCUGGUGCCAGAGCCUUUCCAAAUAGAGUGUCUCCCAAAGAACAAGUGAAGCUAUCGCACCAAGAUCUGGAGGAUACAGAGAACUAUGGAGUUAACUGGAGGCCCCCUGAAACAAACACCACACAGUCAGACAGCAUUUGGCAUUAUCAGAAUCAGGAGACACUGGGUGGCUAUCCCAUCCAAGGGGAAUUUGCCACUUACUCAGGAGGAGGUUAUGUUGUCAGACUCGGAAGAAACUCCAGUACUGCAAUCAGAGUUCUACAGCAUCUUGAACAGAGCCACUGGCUGGACCAUUGCACUAGAAGCCUCUUUGUUGAAUUUGUGGUCUUCAAUGCUAAUGUGAACCUGUUCUGUGCAGUGACCCUGAUUUUGGAAUCCAACGAUGUGGGUGCUUUCUUCACCUCUGUAAGACUAGACACUUUAACUUCCCUUCAAAUAUCAAAGAAGGACUCUACCUGGUCUGUCGUCUCACAAGUCAUCUAUUAUCUACUAGUCUGUUACUAUGGCUUCAUACAGGGUCGCCGGCUGAAACAGCAGAGGUGGAAGUUCUUCACGAUGAAAAAGAACAUUCUGGACAUGGGCAUAAUCCUUACUAGUUUUGUCAUCUUGGGGCUUGACAUGAAGCUUAUUUCUCUAUAUAAGAAAAAUAUGGCACAAUACCACUAUGACCGUGAGAGGUUCAUCAGCUUCUCUGAGGCAGUAACAGUGAACUCAGCCAUCAUUUACCUCAUGAGCUUCCUGGUUCUGUUGGCAACUGUUCAGCUAUGGAACCUGCUGCAUCAUAACCCCAGGCUGCGGGUCAUUGACCGAACACUCAGCAAAGCCCGGGACGAGGUGAUGGGCUUCUUGCUGGUCAUCCUGAUCCUGCUGACAGGCUAUGCCAUUGCUUUUAACCUGCUGUUUGGAGGGAGCAUCUCCGACUACCGAACUUUCAUCAGCUCAGCAGUGACUUUUGUUGGUCUCCUGAUGGGAAUCUCUGAUCACAAAGAGAUUAUUGCUUUAGCCCCAGUCCUGGGCUCCUUUCUAAUCAUCAGCAGUGUCAUUUUGCUGGUACUUGUGAUCAUUAACCUUUUUGUUUCUGCCAUUCUAAUGUCCUUUGGUAAAGAAAGAAAGUCCUUUAAGACUUGGAAAGAAGCUACACUAACAGAUAUGCUGCUACAGAAGCUCUCGAGUUUGUUAGGAAUCCAGCGGCACCGGAACACUUGUUCUGGACCCAAGCCAGAAGCCUCUACAGUGAUGGAGAGGAGUAACCAAGCAAACGCACAGAUGCUACCUAGGCUUGCAGACAUUGAAACAGGCUCUUUACUGAGAGAGGCAUCUGUGUCACCCAAGGAGCAGCCAAAGGUAAGGUCUGGCCCAACAUGGGUCACUUGCUUAACAUCCUUCCCACUAAAACGUGAAUUUGCACAUCACUUGACCAAACCAGUGGAGAAAGCAGGGCACAGAAUUUUUAACUUUAUUAUCAGCUACUAAGUUAUGAUACAAACCAAUCAGAACCAUUAAAGAAAAGAUACUUGAAACAGAUAUGUACAGAUAAACAGAAGCCAAAGUCAUAUCUUCUGAUCCCAAAGC